UAGCAAUACCGCAAUUAUCCCGGUCUUAGCCAACGUUGAUUUUUUACCUUAGUUUAGUCUUAGUUUUAAACUCGCGACGAACGAGUAAAGACGCGCAUCACGCGGUAAAAAAAUAUAACAACUCACGUCUAUCAAGUUACUUUAGGUGCGGUGUGCUUAGUUGUGUCUCACACACGGAUCUAUCUGUAAAUUCCAUUCAUCGUUGACGACGUUCGUUGGUUGACGUAAACCUGUUUCGAAACGAAAAUACUAAUUUCUUAGAUAAAUAUUUGUUCUCAAAAGUUUAAUAAAAAUCCGAAAAAAAAUGCAUUCUUGUGUUUACAAAAAAAUUGUUGUUAAUCAUUUCCUGUACACAAGUAGGUAUAAUUCCAUCUGACGAAAGAUACUUCGUGAAAAGUAUCUUAUGUAUACAGUUUUAUACUUCCUCAAAAAUAAAAAUACACAAAGUGAAAUGAAAAGUUAUAUCGCUUAACAAAGCUGAGAAAAUCGCCGCUGUCUUAUGAAGAAAAGUGGAUGAAAAAAAAAUUAAAAAAAUAAAAUUCAUCUCGAAAAAAAAAGAGUUAUUGAGAAAAGUAUCUGUAUCUGUGCUAUUAUAUCAUCUUGUAUCAAUUCAUAAUAAAAAAUAAAAAAAAAAAGAUUGCAAUCUUUUGCUGAGAAGUGUGUGUGUGGAGCGGAUUGCGCGCCCUCUGUUGCUGUAUAUGGUGGAUUGGAUGGAGUAAGCCGUACUUAUUCGAUUACAAUAGGCAGCUUCUCUUAUGACGGUGGGCGGUGUUGCAAGCUUGGAGGACGAACAAACGUUUUGAGAUACAAUUUUGCGUCUCAUUCUAAUAUUUAUACAAUUAUCCAUCUUGGACAUUUGAAGUGAUCUGGCGGAGUUGUUUUUAUGAUUGUUUACGCGCUCCAUUACAGUUUAUGCAUUAGUAAGACAUAAAAAUGGAUGCUAAAUGCCCGGAAAUAAUCGCUGAAAAUACAAUAUCCUCUUAAGGAUAUCCAAGUGGAAAGAAAACUACUUCCCUACGAUAUAGAAAAAGAAUUUUUUUGUCUCCAGGGAGAUAUCAAGAUCCUUUGGCGUUGAUUUUUUUGUUCUCCUUGUUUGGUUUGUUUGUCUUGUAAAGAAUGUGUACUACAUUUUCUUGACUGAAAUUAAAAUUCACAAAAAAAAAAGUCCUUGAUUUACAAUUAAGAGACAGAGACUUUAAGGUUGACGAAAGAGGAAGUCGCAAAGAAACCAUUAAACAAGCCAACAACCAAAAAGGAGAAAAGAAAAACAAAAUUCCUUUCUUUUCGUCCUUAGUCAAAUAUUCAUUAGCAUUGUUAGCGCACAGAUAGAAUAAUUCACUUUAAAAAGGACCCAACAUGCACGAACGCCGAGUAAAAAAACUUAAAAGUGGACAUUAUGUAGCAACACACGGUCGUCAAACACCUGACCCACCGUAUGUGCACUCACACUCAAAUCGAGGCUACUCCACCGAUGGCGAAGAAUCACAUCGUGCACCAUCUGAACGAACCAUGUCCGAGUACACCAUGGCGAAUGAGCGCACCUCUCCAGGACAUUAUAAUUCAGCUCGCAAGACCAGAAUGAAUGGAGUCCACACAACGGAUAGUGGAAUUGGUGUAGUGAUGGGUGGUGGUGGUAGUUCGGCAAGCAAUGGCGGACCAAGGUCGUUAGGUCCCAGUGUUAUAAACGGCCCACCAACACGAAUACCACCGAGAGCGCCAUCUGCACUGAGCUACGACCAUGGUGGCGACGCUGGAAGUGAUAUUUAUGUCACGAGUGCCGCUUACAAAGCACCAUCGGAAAUAAGUCGCUACAGUCAUCGACCUCAUUCCCGUGGUGGACCACGCAGUGUUUAUUCCGUCGCAAGUACAGCGAAAACUGGCCGCAGUGGGCGAUCACAGAAACACAGAGGUGCCAAAAUCGAAGCAAUGUCAGCCCCAAAUCCAUUCUGUCCGAAUGUCAGUGGCGUAUGCUGUCUCAUGCUUCUGCUUAAUUUAGGUCUUAUUCUAGUGACACUUGGUUUUGUAAUUGUCAUUCAGUUCUUUGAGCCUUUAUUUGUUUGGGUUUUAGGAAUAAUUUUCCUAAUUUUUGGAUUCCUUACUCUAAUCGGAAGCAUGGUAUACUGUGUAUACGUUUGUCGGGAUGCCAAAACACCAUCUCAAGUUCGAAACGAAGAUCUCUAUUGGACGCAUCAUUGGCAAAAGAACAUUGGUUAUACUCCUCAGGAAAUCAAUUACAAAGCAGACAAAUACGAUGGUUAUUCAGAUCGUUAUUCUGUUAGUAAAAUGAGUGGAAAAUAUUCAGAUAGGGAGAGUAAUCGUUACUAGAAAAAAAUGUGAAUCUGGAUCCACUCUUAAUCUAAUCCAAAAUGCCAUAGCCUCGAACAUGGUUGUUUGUAAUUGAAAUCAGUUAAAACAUACGUACACAUUGAAUUCUGGAUACCUAUACCCUCAUGAGUGAAUCAUUAAACACAGUAUAAUAAAAAAUAAAUCUACAAAUAGAAAGCCCUUUUCCAAAGGGUUUAAGUCAGUUUCAAUAAUACAAAUAAAUAAAAUAAAUCGAUUUAUUUUACUAAGUUUUAAUUUAAAGUUAAAUAAAAUUAAAAUAAUAUAAAGGACACUCCUGCUAACAAUGUUUGUUUCAAAUAAUUGAUAUGUAUUUUUGUGUAUAACAAUUUUAUGUAAAUUCUAUUUAAUAAGAAAUAAAAAAAAAAAAUAAAGAAAAUUUUUGAUAUUUAAAAUUAAGGUAACUAACUAUU
Messenger RNA from Episyrphus balteatus (marmalade hoverfly), 2756 nucleotides. RefSeq lists its product as uncharacterized. The record is from RefSeq and is a predicted model, not a curated record. The transcript is spliced from 8 exons. Bases 1357 to 2325 code for a protein of 322 amino acids. Lineage: Eukaryota; Metazoa; Arthropoda; Insecta; Diptera; Syrphidae.